CAGGCAUCGAUAGUCAACAACAACAGUGACAGCUGUUCGCCUGAAAAACUCCAAAUUAAAUAAAAUUAAUUAGUUAAUUGCCUAAAACCUGCGGCAAGUUUACCGUAGAACAAGUAUAGCAAUUGGAACACAUCUCAGCUAGUCCUGGAGCGUAUGUGGCCACCAUGCAGCUGCUGGACUAGAGGGAUUACCUAAUCAGACGAAUGCACCGGACUGAUUGCAUUUUCUUGGCACUCAUUUCCACGGACAGAUAUAACACGCUAUGCUCUUUGCGCGUAGGCGGCAUUUCUUCAAGAGUACGCAUCCGGUCAGAAUCAUUCGAAUCCGUUGACUCCCGAUCGAAUCGAACCAAAACCAAACCAUAUCUUAAUUCCCAUAAGCAUUAGAUCGAAAGUGACCAAAACAAUGAGUGGGCUUCAUAGUACUAUAAACACAAUUUGCUAUGCUACAAUCAUUCCCGGAACGAUCUUCAUUAGUUGGCUAAUUGGGCUGGUGGGCCUGCGCUGCCUGCAAGUAUGCCUGCUUUUCUUCAUACUGGUAUUGGUGGUGCUGCCUCUGGUUUUCCGCUAUUCGGUGACGCUCCAGCGAGGAAUCCUCUUCCUCACAUUCAUUACCUACCCAAAGGGCCUCGACCUCACCAAUCCCGCCGGCAUCGGACUCUACGCGACACGGAACUUCUACAUAACCGUCAAGGAAAAUGACUCGGACGAGGAUGGCGUGCGCAUCGGAGUGUGGCACGUGCUCCCGAGGAACGCGGUUCGCCGCUUCAAGAGGGAGCUGCAAGUGGAGGAGGCCUUCGACCAGGACAUCGCACCAGAUGAGCGCAGGGACGACGACUACGAGCAAGAGCUAAGGCUCAUGGCUCCGGCCAUUAAGUCCGAGUUCCCCUCGAUCGUACCCGAGAACGAGCAGCUUUUCUACGAGCGUCUACUGCGGAUGCCCGGCGGGACAGUCGUUAUCUACUUGCACGGCAACACGGCCACCCGGGGCAGCGGCCACCGCUCGGAGGUGUACAAGCUGCUGCGAAACCUCAACUACCAUGUGUUGUCCUUCGACUACCGCGGGUACGCCGACUCUGAUCCCGUCUCGCCCACGGAGGAGGGCGUGGUAAGGGACGCCAUGAUGGUGUACGAGUACAUAGCGAAUGUGACCUCCAACCCGGUUAUCAUCUGGGGUCACUCUCUAGGCACGGGCGUGGCCACGCACAUGUGCGCCAGGCUGGCCCAUUUGAAGGAGCGGGCGCCGCGCGCCGUCAUCCUAGAGAGCCCGUUCACCAACAUCCGGGACGAGAUCCGGCUGCACCCCUUCUCAAGGAUAUUCAAGCACCUGCCCUGGUUCGACUUUGCCAUCUCGCGACCCAUGUACAGCAACCGGCUACGCUUCGAAUCGGACAUUCACGUGCACGAGUUUCCGCAGCCGAUUAUGAUUAUCCACGCCGAGGACGACGUGGUUGUGCCCUUCCACCUGGGCUACCAGCUGUAUCGCAUCGCUCUAGACAGCCGUAGCCGAGCGUGGGGACCCGUGGAGUUCCACCGCUUUGACCGCAGCAAGCGGUACGGCCACAAGUAUCUGUGCCGGGCCCCCGAGCUACCCGGUCUGGUGCAGCAUUUCGUGGAGAACUAUCGCAAGGCCGUUUACUAGACUCGACCCUCCAUUCUAUUUAUUUUAAUUACUAUACACAAUUUAGUCUUAACUUAGUUUUCUACCGCCACCAUGUUCCAAAUUCUUCACCUUGUACAAGCAAAUUAAACGAGCUAUUUGGAUAGAAACAAGAAUAACUAACUUUAAAGUGUCCGCCAUUUAUCUAGAGUGAGCAGAGGCACGGGCAAGGGAUUUCCCCCA
Molecule: messenger RNA, 1842 nt
Organism: Drosophila obscura
Lineage: Eukaryota; Metazoa; Arthropoda; Insecta; Diptera; Drosophilidae
Product: lysophosphatidylserine lipase ABHD12
Exons: 6
Coding region: 406-1641 (411 amino acids)
Biological process (GO): phosphatidylserine catabolic process; monoacylglycerol catabolic process
Cellular component (GO): endoplasmic reticulum membrane
Molecular function (GO): phosphatidylcholine lysophospholipase A1 activity; monoacylglycerol lipase activity
Source: RefSeq, a predicted model, not a curated record